Molecule: messenger RNA, 1281 nt
Organism: Rangifer tarandus platyrhynchus (Svalbard reindeer)
Lineage: Eukaryota; Metazoa; Chordata; Mammalia; Artiodactyla; Cervidae
Source: the annotation of a GenBank genome assembly
AUGACUGAGACUUCUGAAGCUGUUCCAAAUUUUGAAGAGAUGUUUGCCAGCAGAUUCACAGAAGAUGACAAAGAAUACCAAGAACCCCUGAAACACCCUCUGGAGUCUCCUCUGAUUGUUGAGGAAUGGAAUAGCAGAGCUGGUGGCAAUCUGACAAACAGACGCAAUUGGUUGCUUGUUCUUAACAGCAUCGCCAUGAUUAGUAUCUUUUUUGCUCAAGACCAAAAUAAAGAGGGUGGAAUGGAGAAAGGACAGAGAGAAAUAUUCUUAAAGCAAAAGCAAGAAGAAGAGAAUAAAGAGAACAAGGUUAAAAGACGGACUAAACUCUCAGAAAGUGGGGGGUCUCUCACUCUCCCGGGGUCUUCCACCCUCCCGGUUCCCGGCUCCGAAGCUGCACUCGGAUUAACAACAUCCGUCCCCGGGGACAGCCUCGGGCGUUUAGAGAUCGGAAAGCAGAAACCGAAUUCACCUCGAGGAAACAAAGAACACAAACUCUCAGACUCGAGGGCUGGGCGAGGGAACGGCUUUUCCCACCCGACCAACGCGGAGGUUUCCGGGCUGAAGACGGGGGCGCCGCCACGGGACCCGGGAAAGUCACGUUUGCUCCAGAAAGAGGCAGCCGAGGAGGCCCGGGUCCCCUCGCCCCGCCCGGUCCCACCCGCCCGAGGGCCCGACUGCGGCCCGGCCGCUCCCCGCCCCGCGCGCGGCCCCGGGCCCCCGCCGCCCCGCACCUACCCGGCUCCGCGGUGCUGCCUCCCCGCGCGGCGGUCGCGGAGCCGAGCGCUCUCGUGCUUCCUCCUUCCCGCAGGGCCGCCGGGCGCUGGCGUUUCCUCCCAGACGCGUCACGGCGGCCGGCUCCUCCCGCAGGGCGAAGCCGGGCGACCGGCAGCGCGCGGGGAAGGCGCCCGCUCCGGGCUGAGGGGCGGCCCGUCCCGGGCCGGAGCCGCGGGCUGGGCGAUACCCCCAGCCGCGGAGACCCGCGCUCCGCCCGCUUCCCCGAGGACCCUCGCGAGAGCCCCCCGCCUCGUCCGGGGCGCCAAGUUCGGGGGACCCCGCAGUAACCCGCCUAGACUCCCCGGGGUUUUCCGCUGCUCCGCGUGUAGUGACCACUGCCCUGGGGCCCAGGAGCGCUGUGGGCCAUCGUGCCCGGGCCCGGCCGGGGAUCCUGACCCCGGUGCGCGCGGGGGGCAGGACAGCCCGACCCCCGGAGGCUCCCCCAGAGCAACCCGGGAAUGGCCUGGUGGGCAUGUGCAGUGGUGUAAUGCGAAAGUAUCCAGAUAA